AUGCGUGUGGUGUUUACAGUCAGCUUCACAGAAAUCAGUACGACCCUAACGUCCGUACAGGAGGAGAUUGUGGACCUUCACAAUGCCUUCAGAAAAGCAGUGGAGCCGACGGCCAGUAACAUGCUGAAAAUGAGCUGGAGCGCUGAUGCGGCUCAGUCGGCCCAAGGCUGGAUCAGCCAGUGCAACAUGACCCACGGUCCCUCGAGCAGUCGCAUGAUUAAUGGAUAUGAGUUGGGUGAAAAUCUUUUCAAGGCCUCUAAGGUCUCUCCGUGGACUGAUGUGGUGACUGCUUGGCACAGUGAGGUCAACAAUUAUCAAUAUUCCACUGGAUCCACCAAUGGCAAAGCGGUUGGACAUUACACACAGGUGGUCUGGUACAGCUCAUAUGAGAUCGGAUGUGCCGUGGCUCAGUGCGGAAGCUACAGCUUCUACGGAUGCCAUUAUUAUCGCGCAGGAAAUUUCAGAGGAGUACCUCCAUAUUCAUUGGGGACUUCGUGUGCUGACUGCCCGGACAAUUGUGAAGAUGGCCUUUGCACUAAUCCUUGCCUGUAUAUCAACAAAUUUAUCAAUUGUGAUAAAUUGAUAGAAAAGGCCACUUGUGACAACUCCUACGUGAACAAAUGGUGUCCUGCUAGUUGUCAGUGUAAAACCGAAAUCAUCCCUAUUGCACGUAAAUGAGUCUUUUAUGGCAUUUGUUCAUAAAAGGUCGACGUGUUUACAGCUGUCGUAAAUCUGAUCAUUUGCAUGUAGCGUUUCUUUCUUAAUACUGUGAAAUCAAAGCUUACUUACCAAAGUGGCUCGCUAUUCAGCACAUAAAUCAUGUAAUUUUCUAUGCGGUGACCUCAAAUAUGACUUUAUUACUUGCCAACUGAGAGAAAUGAAGAAGGAUAUAGUGAUUUUACAGCACUAUGGAAAUGGGCAAUGGUAUUGUUUUGCAGAAUGAUAUUACCUCAUCCUCUUUUUUAGUAAAGCUUACACAAUCAAGUAAAACCAUCUGUGUUUCA
Molecule: messenger RNA, 1004 nt
Organism: Misgurnus anguillicaudatus (oriental weatherfish)
Lineage: Eukaryota; Metazoa; Chordata; Actinopteri; Cypriniformes; Cobitidae
Source: RefSeq, a predicted model, not a curated record